CUGCUGUCAAGGGAGAACACAACUACACAAAAGGAGGAAAUUAAGAAGAAUUCAAAAGAUACAGAAGCAAUCUACGGAUCUACUCUACCGGCGUUCACAUGAUAUCCACCGCCGGCGACUGUUCCGACAAUUGACCCCUCCGACAUGUCUGACACCAGCGAGGUCGCCAAGACCUUCCGAGCUCUGGUCGAGAGCGCUGACCGCAAGUUCACUAGGGUUCGUGACGUCCCCUCGUACGGUCGUGGACACAACCAUUACUUCCACAAGGUCUUCAAGUCUUACACUCGCCUCUGGAAAUUCCAGCAAGAAAACCGGUCAAAGCUUGUUGAGUCUGGUCUUCAGAGAUGGGAAAUCGGUGAAAUUGCUUCUCGGAUUGGUCAGCUCUACUACGGUCAGUACUUGAGGACUAGUGAGGCCCGGUUUCUGCUCGAGUCUUACAUCUUCUAUGCCGCUAUAUUCGAUCGAAGUUAUUUCCAGGGACCCAAAGGGGUUGCCAAGGAUCUCAACUUGCGGUACAAGGAGUUGAGGUUUUAUGCGAGGUUUUUGAUUGUUUCUUUGCUCUUGAAUCGGUCCGAGAUGGUGCAGACACUCGUUGAGCGGUUUAAGGCUCUCGUUGAUGACAGCAAGGCUACUUUUCGGGAGACUAACUUCAAAGAAUGGAAGCAAGUGGUGCAAGAAAUUGUACGGUUUUUGAAAGCUGAUAUAGCUUUUAUAAAUGCUAGGCCACUCCGCUAUUGUGCUAUGUUUGACUCGCAUCCUACUUCAUUUCCUUAUGUAGCUCGAUUCCAUGCAAAGAGGGUUCUGAAAUUGAAAGAUGCAUUGCUGAUGAGUUAUCACGGGAAUGAGGUCAAGUUCGUAGAACUAACUCUGGACACUUUUAGAAUGCUGCAAUGUUUAGAGUGGGAGCCUAGUGGAUCCUUCUUCCAAAAACGUCCAGUGGAAUUAACCAACAAUGGUGCAAGUGACCAGUCUGGGGCCUCUGGACUCAUUGAUAUAAACCUUGCCAUGGAUAUGACAGAUCCAACUUUGGCCCCAAAUCCGAAGAAGACCAUACUCUAUCGUCCGUCGGUAACAAAUUUGAUAUCGGUUCUUGCUACGUUGUGUGAGGAGCUCCCUCCAGAGAGCAUCUUACUACUGUAUAUAUCAGCAUCAGGAAAGGCUGGUCAAAGUCCUCAGAUGGAAAGUUCAAAAGCCCCAAGGAUCCCUUCAAACAUGAAAGUUGUUUCACAAACAUCUCGUGAUCACUAUUAUUCACUCUCUGGAGUUCCUAAUCAUGAAAAGGGAGAUUCAAGUGACUAUUACCAGAAUUCUUUAUGGUUGGGGCCUAGAGGAAGUGGAGGUUCAAACAACCUUUACCCUGGCGAUAUCAUUCCUUUUACUAGAAAACCUUUAUUCCUGAUUAUUGAUAGCGAUAAUAGCCAUGCAUUCAAGGUUGUGCACAGUGCAGAAAGAGGAGAGACAACAGCACUACUUCUUUCUCCUGCAAGGCCAGUAUGCCGAAGCUUAGCCGGGGCUGAUCUAACUCAGAAUGGUAGUCAGUUUACAUAUUUCCUUUCUUGUCCUCUACAAGCUUUUCUCCAAUUGGUUGGCCUCUCACCCUCUGAUACUGAUGUGGAUAUGUACAGCAAAGCAGACAAUGUACUCUCCACUGCAUUUUCUGAGUGGGAAGUGAUACUCUGUAAAUCAACUUCCCUGGAUUUGGUGUGGGCCCAAGUUUUAUCUGAUUCAUUUCUGCGCCGGCUUAUUCUCAGGUUUAUAUUCUGCCGGUCCGUGCUUUCCCUCUUCUGCUAUACUGAAGACAAUGAGCACUGUCUACCUGAUUGCUUACCAUGUCUUCCGGAUUCUGUCUCUUCAAGAUCUGAAGCAGUUCAACGUUGUGUCCUCCAGCUGGCUCAUACCCUGGGGGUUGCAGAUUGUUUUCAGUCCAAGCUUUCAUAAUUAAAAUCUGGAGAAAUCUAUCAGAUACUGUAAAUGAGAUAUCGACUUCUGGAAUCUAAGAUGUUAAUUUGAUGGGUCCUGAUACCAGCAUUAUUCAAGUCAAGGGAUCAUAUAAAUGGGUCAGGGGAAGAAGCUGACCAGUAAUGGGAUUCCAGCAAGGAGGUGAACAAUAAUUUUUCAGAAGGAUGGGGGGUUGUGAGACGGUUUUGGUUAUUUCAGUGUCUUGGCACACCCCCACUAUUUAUUAAGCUCUUGCUGUGGAUAUCAUGUUGGUUUUAGCUUAUUCAGGGUGUGUGUGUGUGUGUGUGUGUUGUUAGUCUGAGGGGCAUUCUGUUGUAUAAUCUUAUUGUUGUUGUUAUUUAAGGAUGGGGUGUAACAAAGUAGAAUUAAUUUAUUUAAACAUUGUAAAAGAAACCGAGUUCUUCAAUGAAGAGAUUACUUUUU
Telopea speciosissima is the source of this 2382-nucleotide messenger RNA. RefSeq names its product protein SCAI-like. The transcript is spliced from 10 exons. Gene Ontology annotation, biological process: DNA-templated transcription. The record is from RefSeq and is a predicted model, not a curated record. Gene Ontology annotation, cellular component: nucleus. Gene Ontology annotation, molecular function: transcription corepressor activity. NCBI's taxonomy places the organism in Eukaryota, Viridiplantae, Streptophyta, Magnoliopsida, Proteales, Proteaceae. Bases 145 to 1938 code for a protein of 597 amino acids.